AUGUUAGCUAUUGGAUAUGUGAGUCUCUUGAUAGUUUUACUUGCGAAGAAUGUUGCUGGCAACUGUUUGGUUACUAAAUAUUGUGGUGUUGGUCGGUGUUGUUCGGCAUUUGGCGUCUGUGGUACAGGAACUCAAUAUUGUGGUGGCGGUGGUUCUUCACACUUAGGAUGGUCAAGUCCACCAUAUAUUGAUAAUGAUUGUCGCAUUGUAGGUUGUCGACCAGGUCUUUGCUGUUCAUCUUAUGGAAGAUGUGGAAGUGUAGCCACUUAUUGUGCUACUGUUUCGUAUAGCAAUUGUGGUACUAAAUCAUGUGGUGUUGGUCUUUGCUGUACACGAUUUGGAUAUUGUGAUAGAGUCGGCGCUUCUUGUGCAUAUAAAAAAUCAAGCACUCAAAGUCAACCAGUAUCACUCGAAGGUAAAUUUAAAGGACAAGCAACAUAUUACAAUGAAACCAAGGUCGGUACACAAUACUCAACAUGUGGCGUUGAACGAAGACUGUCGUUGGAUGAAAGUAAUCAAAAAGUUUAUGGCGCUGCUCUUAAUCAAGCACAAUUUGAUCCAUAUACUGUCCGUGGUAUUCCAAGCUCAAACCCAAUCUGCCAAAAGAAAGCACUGGUCAAAGGUCCAAAAGGUGAAAUUGUUGUUCGAUUUAUUGAUCGAUGUCCUGACUGUAAAGGAAAUGAUAUUGCUUUAACUCGAGAAGCCUUUAUUGAAGUUGCCGGAGAACUUGGUAUUGGUCAAACAUUUGUCGAAUGGUAUUUUAUGUAA
Rotaria sordida is the source of this 768-nucleotide messenger RNA. Lineage: Eukaryota; Metazoa; Rotifera; Eurotatoria; Philodinida; Philodinidae. The record is from the annotation of a GenBank genome assembly.